Molecule: messenger RNA, 1418 nt
Organism: Nasonia vitripennis (jewel wasp)
Lineage: Eukaryota; Metazoa; Arthropoda; Insecta; Hymenoptera; Pteromalidae
Gene: RpL40
Product: ubiquitin-60S ribosomal protein L40
Exons: 3
Coding region: 951-1337 (128 amino acids)
Biological process (GO): modification-dependent protein catabolic process; protein ubiquitination; translation
Cellular component (GO): cytoplasm; ribosome; nucleus
Molecular function (GO): ubiquitin protein ligase binding; structural constituent of ribosome; protein tag activity
Source: RefSeq, a predicted model, not a curated record
UUCUUCAGGUUCUUCCUUACGUGGGAUGAUAGCGUUUUUGCAGAAAUUUCGCCCAGGUAAUAGACAAUCACGCAUUUUUCGUGCAUCUCUCUUGGUGGCUCGUGCUGCAGAAGCAGACGACAUAUCAGCGAAAACUGUCGAGAUUAUUUUUAUCGCGUCUAAAUAAUUAUUUGCAAAAACACGGAAUCAUCCCACGUGCGGAAAAAUAUGAAGAUUUUUUUGCAACCAUUUGUUUAAUAAAAUAUUUAAUAAUAAAUCCGUAGUUCGUCGAGAAUAAUACUUCCGGUUGACUUGGAAUCCGACGCUCUGAUUAGCUGUCUCAGAGGUAUAGAGCACUCUUAAACUGCCAUGUUCUACAUCAGAAACGGCUGUGUUUUUUUCACGCUUUUGUGUGUUACACUAUAAAAUUUUUCCCACUCGCCUGCUAAUGUGCAGCUCGUGUUAAAUAAUUAUAUCCAUCAAACGGAAAUUCGUGAAUUCGGAAGUGCGAAUGCGAGAAAAAAACAUUUUUUUAAUAUAUUGAUUAUGCAAUAGAUAAAAGAACUUUUAUUUAUACAUAUUGUUUAUAUGCCUAGCUCAACUCUCGCGCAAUAAACUAUAGCUUUCUGCUUUCUAAGUCAGUACGGUUUUUGUUUAGCCACUGGGUGCGUUUUCUACACUUCAGCACUUACGGUUGCCAUUUUUCCAACCCUGCUAUAAAUAAUUUAUAAUCGUGACCCUAGCACUGUAUUGCCGUUUUUGCCGUUCUCCGCUAGCAGCUAGAUGUGCCACUUUUGCUUGGACAGGCGAAUCUGUUUCCUAUUCUUUGUAGCGCGUAACUGGCCUUAAACUUUCGGUUAAUGUUCCGUAGUUCAAAUCUAUUAUAAAGAACAGAGAAAAGUGAAUAAGCGACCAACCUCUUCGUGCUGACUUUUUGGGGCUAAAACACGUGGUUGAAUCAUUGAAGCACAAUGCAAAUUUUUGUCAAAACUUUGACAGGCAAGACCAUAACUUUAGAGGUCGAAGCUUCAGAUACUAUAGAAAAUGUUAAAGCUAAAAUCCAAGAUAAGGAAGGUAUUCCUCCAGAUCAACAGCGAUUGAUUUUUGCUGGCAAACAGUUAGAGGAUGGUCGAACAUUGUCCGAUUACAACAUACAGAAAGAAUCUACAUUGCAUCUUGUCUUGAGACUUAGAGGUGGAGUAAUUGAACCAACUCUCAGAAUUUUAGCUCAAAAAUAUAAUUGUGACAAAAUGAUUUGUCGUAAAUGUUAUGCACGACUUCAUCCACGUGCUACUAAUUGUCGUAAGAAAAAAUGUGGUCACACAAACAACAUUCGUCCAAAAAAGAAGCUUAAGUAAGCUUAAAAGAUGCUUGUGCAUCCGCUAAAAAUAAACCUGUAUUAACUACAAUUGGUUUUGAAUAAAAGUCAAACAGUGUAA